Messenger RNA from Homalodisca vitripennis (glassy-winged sharpshooter), 957 nucleotides. RefSeq names its product mediator of RNA polymerase II transcription subunit 23-like. The transcript is spliced from 5 exons. Gene Ontology annotation, cellular component: transcription regulator complex; mediator complex. The record is from RefSeq and is a predicted model, not a curated record. NCBI's taxonomy places the organism in Eukaryota, Metazoa, Arthropoda, Insecta, Hemiptera, Cicadellidae. Bases 332 to 784 code for a protein of 150 amino acids. Gene Ontology annotation, biological process: positive regulation of gene expression; regulation of transcription by RNA polymerase II.
UUAAACUUCUUCAGUUUCAUCAAUAGUUAUACAUUUGUGUUCUAGCAAGCAAAAUUUAUAUUUACAAUGAGUGCUGAUAAUCAAAUAACAACAGUCGUCAGCGAUAUUUUGAAAGUGGAAGGCAUUGAAGAAGCAUUCAGCUGCUUCUUGGUCCAUAAAACUGAUACAGGAUCAGAAAGUACUAACAAACAAGAACUUCAGAAUGCACUGUCAGGUUUACCAACUGAGCAGCAAGAAGUGGCUAUCAAGCAGUAUAUUUCCAUGGCAGCCACCAUGACUAACCAUAGUCAGCUGCAGUUGUUGCUUGGUCUGUUGGAGCACAUGGUUGCGAAUGGUGUUGUACCAGCCAGGAUGGUGUGUGAGAGUUUGUUGUGCCAUGAGAAGCUACAAUACCAAGAAGCUGAUUUUUGGGUUGAAAGUUUUCAUCUCAUUAGGAAAAAUUAUUGGAGGUGUAGACUAUAAAGGUGUCCGUGAAAUCAUGAAGGGAUGCUGUGAGAAGGCUCAGACACUCCCAUCACAACUCAAUGGCUCUGCAAUGCCUCAGAUGAAAGCUCUUGAAGUUGUCCUAGAAUAUAUUUUUGACCGCAAUGCAUGUCUUUUACCUGGAUAUUUUAUUGCAAAUGAAAUACAGAAAGCAUAUCCUGAAGGCAAAAAUUGGCCUCAUUGGAAACUGGCCAAUCUCUUGUCAAGUUUUGUGGAUGGUUUCCGAGUACACAGCACAGAUGGUUACAAUCAUCGGACACUCGUCCAUGCGGCCUGUGGUGGAGCACUCGGGCUAUGCUGAUCAUGUCAUCAAUCCUUGGAAACUGGAAUCCAACUACUCUCAAAUUCUCUCUCAAGGGUAACCUUCCCUAUGAGAAAUCCCUACUGGAGCCCCAGACCAAACUGCUCCGUUAUGUUUUGGAGCAGCCAUACUCCAGAGACAUGGUGUGUUCCAUGUUGGGCCUACAGAAAGCA